AUGGAGGACGAUUACUGUGCAGUAUGCGCCGAUACGUUGGAAUGGGUGGCUUACGGAGCUUGUGGCCACAAAGAUGUGUGCUCCACCUGCGUCGCUCGUCUUCGCUUUAUCUGCGGUGACUCCUGUUGCUGCAUUUGCAAGACCCGGUCCGACGUCGUUUUCGUCACCAAGGCUCUUGGAGAUUAUACCAACACAAUUAGUGACUUUUCAAUCUUGCCUUCUCAACCAAAGGAGGGUCGAGUUGGCGGCACCUCCUAUUGGUACCACGAGGACACACAAGCAUUCUUUGAUGAUGCUGAUCACUAUAAGAUGGUCAAGGCAAUGUGCAAGCUCUCUUGUAGCGUAUGUGAUAAGAAGGCAGCCGAGGAAGGCACAGACCAAGUGCCUGGUGAUGGAUCGUCGAGGAGAAGAACAUCUAGGUUUAGGAACAUUGAACAGCUCAAAGGCCAUCUCUUUCAUCAGCAUAAGUUGUUUAUGUGCAGCUUGUGUUUGGAAGGAAGGAAGGUAUUUAUCUGUGAGCAAAAACUUUAUAGCAGAUCACAACUAACUCAACACACAAACACCGGUGAUUCCGCUGUGGAUGGAAGUGAAAGUGAAAGAGGGGGCUUCAUGGGCCAUCCUAGAUGUGAAUUUUGUCGAACCCCAUUCUAUGGAGAUAAUGAACUGUAUUCCCACAUGUCUACUGAACAUUUCACCUGCUUUAUUUGUCAAAGGCAGCAUCCUGGACAAUAUGAAUACUACAAGGAUUACGAUGACUUGGAGAUUCACUUUCGUCGGGACCACUUUUUGUGUGAGGAUGACUCCUGCCUGGCUAAGAAGUUUAUAGUUUUUUCAUCUGAGUCCGAACUGAAGAGGCAUAAUGCCAUGGAGCAUGGAGGCCAUAUGUCUCGUUCUCAGCGCAGUGCUGCAUUGCAGUCGCCCGAUGGGAGAGUCACCAUCGACCUCAUCCAUUGCAAGGCAGACACCUGCGUCGUCAGAAAUCCCGACUUACCAAGAUACCGCGAAGCCUUGUCACUGCAGUCAAAGAAUUCACAACUCGGAUCGGUCGACGACAUUGACGCCCGAUGUGCAGCAGUCGUGGCCCACAUUAAAUGUUUCCUCACGAUCUGCAAUGUCGACUUCUGGGCCGAGCAAGAGCAGUUCCGGCAAACUGUUCAGUCACAGCAGAAGUCCCGUGCGGGUAGAAGGAGAUUAAUAAUCGGAUCGGGAACAGGCUCAGAAAUCCUUGUCUACCGGUUGCCUAAAGGAAUCAAGAUUGCGUCUUUCCAAGUUUUUGAAGGGAUCCGUGUCCAUGGCAUCACUUCUUCUCAACACCAUUACACUGACGACUCUCUAUCUUUUUCUUAUUGCACCAUUGCUGUCUAUGGUGAAAGAAGAGUCAAGUUAUACAAGUUUCGGAUCAGCUGUCUUAAUCAUACCGAUCAUCUGGAACUUGCUCUUGUUUCUUCAUUGCCAAAGUUCAACCACUGGGUUCUCGAUGUUUGCUUCUUGCAGUGUCAUGCUGCGGGCCCCAGUAAUUGGCUUGGCAUCGGUUGUAGUGACAAUUCUGUUUGGUUUUGGGAUAUUAAGAAUGGUCAUGUCCUUGCUCAAGUCCGAUGCCCAGAUAGAUGUUUGCUGUAUUCCAUGCGCAUGUGGGGCUGUGAUGCUGAAUCCUUGCUUAUCGCAUCUGGCACUAUAUACAACCAGAUUGUUGUUUGGAAAUUGGAUUUUGAGAAGCAUUCUAUAAUAGAUGAGGUUGCCAAAUUUUCUGGCCUGCAAUAUCAAGUUGUUAUCUUAGGUAGAUUAGUGGGGCAUGAAGGUUCAAUUUUCCGUAUAGCAUGGUCAGCGGAUGGGUCAAAAUUGGUGUCUGCCUCAGAUGAUCGUAGUGCCCGUGUUUGGGUCGUCAGUAACGCCAGAGGGGAUGCUUCAGAUAGUCCCAAAAACAUUCAUUAUUUGGUCGGACCUGUUUUAUUUGGUCAUACUGCCCGAGUUUGGGACUGCUAUGUAUAUGAUAAUUUAAUUGUUACUGCUGGCGAGGAUUGUACUUGUCGCGUAUGGGGUUUAGAUGGUCAACAACUUGAAGUGAUUAAGGAGCACAGUGGAAGAGGAGUAUGGCGAUGUUUGUAUGAUCCAAAUAAUUCACUUAUUGUUACGGCUGGACUUGAUUCUGCACUAAAAGUUUAUCAAAUGACUUCAGCGUACUCUUCCAAGACCUUGGAUAGAUCAAAGAGACCCACUGAGGAAGAUUCAAUGGGCGGAAAUGAAGUUUUCACAUUCACUUUGCCUAAUUCUUCAGGGUAUAUUGGCCUGACAGACAGCAAAAGUGAAUAUGUACGUUGUUUACAUUUCUCUGGGGAAAACUCACUUUAUGUUUCCACCAACAAUGGUUAUUUGCACCACCUACUAUUUGAUAGCAAAAAGGAGGAGAAGUGGACGGAACUCGUCCAUCUCAAUGAGGGGGCCCCAGUUGUGUGCAUGGACGUAUAUUCCGAUACUCAGGAAGUUCCAGAUACGGUUGACGACUGGAUUUCCAUGGGGAAUGGUAAAGGAAGCUUGAUGAUUGUUCGCGUUAUCGGUCAGAAAUCAAGACGUGAAGUCGUGAAUACCAUUGUUUGGUCUGCUGAGAUAGAGAGGCAGCUCUUGGGAACUUAUUGGUGCAAGUCAUUAGGAAAAAGGUUCGUUUUCACUGCUGAUCCUAAAGGGCAAUUGAAGUUAUGGAGGCUUUCGGGGUCUUUAGCCCUUGAUCGUGGAAUUGUUAACUCAAGCCCUGAUGACGUUUGCUUAAUAUCAACAUACACAUCAUGUUAUGGAAGACGAAUUAUGUGUUUGGAUGCUUCAUUAGAGAGUGAGGUGCUAGUUUGUGGGGACAUUCACGGCAACAUUCUACUGUUUCCUUUAUCGGAGGCUUUAUUGUUUGGAACAUUGGUUGAUUCGGAAGUGAAAACAAUGGCCCCAGUUAGCUAUUUCAAAGCAGCUCAUGGAAUAUCAAGGGUUUGCAGCGUCUCAAUUACUGGUUCUAGUUUGGAUCAAGUAGAGAUUUGUUCGACUGGGCAAGAUGGGUGCAUUUGCUACUUGGAAUGUAAUAAAGCUUGGGGGAGUUUGGAAUUUGUUGGGAUGAAAGAAGUGAAAGAAAUAAGUUCAGUUUCGUCUGUUUUUUGGAACGGUGAUCGUUAUGAUAAUCUGGACAUUAAAGGAUAUGCUGUUGGCUUUGCAUCAUCAGAUUUCAUAAUAUGGAACUUAACAUCUGAUACAAAGGUUUUCAAAGUUGCAUGUGGUGGAUGGCGUCGCCCUCAUUCAUAUUACGUUGGCAAAUUUCCAGAGAAAAAUACCUGUUUUGCAUUCAUAAAGAAUGAAAUCAUUUAUGUACAUCGAAAUUGGGUAAACGAGAGUGACAAAGAAUUGUAUCCUCAAAAUCUGCAUUUACAGUUCCACGGUAGGGAGAUACACACUGUCUGUUUUAUCACGGGAGCCUCGGAAUGUUUCUUGAAGAAAAAGCAUGACGCGACGUCCAGAACUGUUGGGAUUGCAACAGGCUGUGAAGAUGGAACCGUGCGAUUGACUAGAUACGUGCAAGGUUCCAACAGCUGGACAUCUUCGAGACUGCUUGGUGAACACGUCGGUGGAUCAGCUGUCAGAUCCUUAUGUUGUGUCUCAAAGCUGUAUAAGAUAAAGUUCGACAGCAUGUCUCAUAUGCCUAAUGAUGUUCGUAGCGAAAAGAGUUCAAUCGAAGAGUUAGAAAAUUCAUUAUUACUGAUUUCGGUUGGUGCGAAAAGAGUUGUAACUGCUUGGAGACAAAGAUACCAUGGUUCAUCUUUUUUGUUCCAGUGGCUUUCCUCAGAUAUGCCGACAAGAAAAAACAGGAAUCAAGACAGCAAAAGACAAAUUGUUGAAAUUGAGAAAGAAGCUACUACUGUAAAUGCUACAAAUCUUUCUGCAAACAUGAAUAAGAUAUUGAAAAAGGGUCUCGAAGAAGACAAAUAUGAAGAAAAUGACUGGAGAUAUCUUGCAGUUUCGGCAUUUCUUGUUAAAGUUGUUACCAGCUCCAGAAUAUCUGUCUGCUUUGUUGUGGUUGCUUCUUCAGAUGCUACUGUUACGCUGCGUGCUCUCCUAUUACCUUGUCGAUUUUGGUUUGAUGUUGCUAUUUUGAGCCCCUCUUCUUCACCAGUCUUGGCCUUGCAGCAUGUCAUCGUAUCUGAACGUUCAGGGAUUGAUGAUAACCUUUUGGUUGGAAGAAGCGUCUAUAUCAUCAUAAGUGGAUCUACAGAUGGAAGUAUAACCUUCUGGGAUUUGACUAAAGAAGUUGAAGAUUUUCUGCGACAAGUAUCAUCCCUUCAAAUAAAUGAAUUAAUUGAUUCCCACAAAAGGCCACAAACUGGUAGAGGGAGCCAAGGCGGAAGAUGGUGGCGAAGCUUCGGGCGUGAUGUAUCAAAGAAGAAGUCGUGUAAUCAGUUUCAGAAAGGAAAAACGGAAAAAGAAUUUCUUUCUCAUUCCACCACUAAAACAAAAGAGACAGACGUCAAAAAUAAUGUGCCCGAAACACCUGGCACACUAUUUCAUGAGGAAGAUGCAUCUGUCUUAUGCCAUGUUAAAGACGAAAAAGUAGAUGGUAUAUCCCUAGAAGUACCUACAAUUGUGCCGUUGCAUGUUUUUGGAAAUAUUCAUCAAUCAGGGGUCAAUUGUCUCUAUGUCUCGGACACUAAGGACGUUGAUUCUUCUAAAAACAAUUCUACCUUCUGUGUUUUGAGUGGGGGCGAUGACCAAGCCCUCAACUGUCUUCGGUUUACUUUGUCAAUGAAAAGUACAUCCCAGGCACAACAAAGUUCGAAGCCAAUUUACACUUGUGAAAUUCAGAACUAUCUGAUGAAGUUUAUAUCACUAGAGACCAGCAUAUCAGCUCACAGUUCGGCUGUCAAAGAUGUCUGGACAGAUGGUCAUUGGGCAUUCUCUACUGGGCUUGAUCAGCGUGUCAGAUGUUGGAAAUUAGGUCGAUUUGGUAAUUUAAUCGAACAUUCCCAUCUAAUCGUCAGUGUGCCAGAGCCAGAAGCACUCGAUGCCCAUACAUGUGCUAGGAACCAUUAUCAGAUUAUUGUAGCAGGUAGGGGCAUGCAAAUGCUGGAGUUUUGCCCUCUUGAUGUUAGGAGGUGA
This is a messenger RNA of Oldenlandia corymbosa var. corymbosa, 5124 nucleotides long. Lineage: Eukaryota; Viridiplantae; Streptophyta; Magnoliopsida; Gentianales; Rubiaceae. The record is from the annotation of a GenBank genome assembly.